UCCAAUUUUCAGCUUAUUUCCAAUAUACUUUUCCUUGAGUACCAUAACAAAAAUCAGUGCUGUGUCUGUACAUAACAGUUUUUUUGUAUGUGUGUUUCUUUUGGAAGAGUAAAAAUUUUGUGAAAGUUAGACAGACAACUUCGAUUUUUUUUUAGUGUGGUCAGAAGAGGGCGCUGUUCCUAAAUUUGACACAGCAGUUCAAAAUAGAAUGGCGGACGAAAUGGAAGAUGAAAUUGACGUCGAAGGUUUCGACGAAAAAGAGGGAUCGAGCAGUCUCCUCGUCAAGAACGAAACUCAGUUUACUGACGACUUCAAUGAUGAGAAAAAAGCUCAGAUUUGGCAUGAGUUUGGUGUUCCAGUCACUGAUUGGUCAAUCGGAGACAUAGACCAAGAAAGUCGUCUGACGAUAGAGAGUAUGCUCCAUGAAGAACGUCAAUAUAUGAAAAGCAAUAAUGGACCAGGCACUAAAAGGCCUAAGAAGAAGCAGUCGCCCUAUUUAAGAUGGACAACACACGAAAGACAGACAUUUGAGAGAGGAUUUCUGAGUUAUGGAAACAAGUGGACUCAGAUUGCUAAACUCAUCCCGACCAGAACACCACUUCAGGUCAAGAACUAUGCGAGAUACUACUUUCCAUCAAAGAUUGACUUGCCAAAUGACGACUGCAACAGCGAUGAUUCAAACCUCAUUUUCCGAGAAUCAAUCCACUCCCACAUCCCAGCAUCGCUGAACACCGGAUCACCGACGGUCCCAACCAGGCUCACAUCCCCGACCAACCCUCACAUUCCACUCACCUCCAAACGGAGACACUUUAAAAAAUUUGGCUUUGCCAAUUUGAGUUCCUCCCGCAUACUGAAAGUACAUUCAAGAAAGGACUUGUUGUCGCCCUCCAAGAGAUCUAAAACGAAAAAGCGCAGAAGGGUCUCAGCAGAGGUCGGUGCAACUCAUAAAGCGUGUGAGAAGAUCGGAAGGUCCGAUAAAGGGGCGAGAACUAAGUGUAAAAGGAAAGCGAGACCUGGUGAUGUUGAUUGUAGAGCGGAUGAGGCCAAAGUCAAGAUGAGAGAUGGUACAGGGGGUCUGCUUGAGCAAGGGGGUGGUGUCGUCAGGAUGGUACCUGAAGGGUCGGAGGACGAAGAUGUGGAUGUUGAAGAUGAUCCAGUAGGAGCUAUGCAUCUCGACAGAUCACUUAUAGGUCUGGCAGCCACCUGUGAUCGUAUCUACAAUAAUCUUAUCAGCCCAUCGGAAGACCAUAACCAUAGCGCCGUACGCACUCCAAGGAUCGGUGGCUCGGACACUCGGCAGCUCGACUGUACGGAUAUAUCGCAGAACGCUUGUCACAAGUUCUCUCAGGAAACACUUCUGGUCAGAGAGCUGGCUUGGAAUGCUGACCACACCUACAGCAUGUCUAUCAAGGCGUUGCAGAAGCUGGGUAUUGUCGGGGAGGUGCCCAGCCUGGUGCCCAGCGAACCAUUGCCAAGGGAAGACAACACUCUGUCGUCAGGAAGAGAUUUGCCUAAGAGUAGUGAUUCAGAGGCCUGUCGCAAGAAGGAAAACAAUCAGCUGAAGUUGGUGACAGUGAAAGCAGAACCGACAGUGAAAGCAGAACCGACGGUGAAAGCAGAACCGAUAGAUCCAUCAUACGAUUGUAGUACCAAGGAUGAUCAGGUUAUACUUCACCCAUCGAGUCAACAGGAAUGCGAGUCCAGUGAAUUUGUUGUCAAGGUGGAGUCUUUGGGUAGUGACGAUACAAGUGCCUUGGCUGAAACAAAGUUCAAUACAGAAGAGUCGCGGAAGGAUUGCGACAAUGUUUCUGGCACUUGCAUGAGCAGUAUUGCAGAAGCCCAACCCACUCAUGAGUUGAACGAUGAUUCUGUUUCGGAAUUUGACACUAAAGAGCAAGUCAAAGGGUGUGAUGAUGAGCCUGAGGUCUUACCGACACCCCCUGAACAGAAUGAAGGCAUCCCGGUGACUGAGUUCAAGAAUGAGUGCAAGAUUACAGGAUCAGACCAAGAUGAAGAAAGUAGGGGGGAUACUGAUGUUGAGUUGCAGAAGGAGGGGAUGAAUGAAGAUGAUUUGGAAACGGUUGGAGAUGAGGGAUGCGGCAAUGAUCCUUGUAAUGAGGGAGAGCGCCCUCUGGACUUAGAUAAGAUUGACGAGUGGGAGAAAGAAGAACUUCCCGAAUAUUUUGAAGGGCGAUCGUCCAAGACGCCAGAACGCUACCUCAAGAUUAGAAACUACAUCUAUGGGCACUGGCUGCAAACUAAACCGAAAUAUCUGAGUAAGUCGGCCAUCCGUCCUGGGUUGAGAAACUGCGGAGAUGUCAACUCCAUCGGUCGUAUUCAUCAUAUUCUGGAGGUGAAUAGGGUCAUCAACUGCCAAGUUGAAAACCCGCAUAAAUCUGCUAUAGACUGCCGUGCCCAUUCAGUCCGUCAUCGCUUGGCCACAGACGACAAUCCAAUUUAUUUUCAAUCUGCACGUCGAGAGUCAACGAGGACUAGGAACAAGAGAGACCUAGAGGCAAGUCCAAUAGUUCCCGAUAAACCAGAGGCUAAGCCAGUACCAAGAAAGAGUGUUAGGACCGGAUCAAGGAAGUCUAAACUGGUUCCCUACGAUCCCUUCAAAUUGAUUGAAUGCAGCAAGUUCACUGAGGACAAAUCGGCUCCGUUUCACGUCAGGAUACAGUCAGAUGCAAUGGUCAUCAUGGAUGUGCACUCUCACAUGUCAUCAACUGAAGUCAUAGGUCUUCUCGGCGGAACCUUUCUUAAAGAUGAGCGAACUCUGGAUGUCCUCUUGGCAGUUCCUUGUAACAGCAUCAGCACAGGCAUGCAGUGUGAGAUGGACCCAGUUUCCCAGACUGAGGCGUAUGAGUGCAUUCUAUCUCGUGGGUACCAGGUGGUCGGUUGGUACCACAGCCAUCCAGCCUUCGCUGCCAAUCCCUCAAUUAGAGAUAUAGAGACACAGUCCGACUUUCAGGGUUGGUUCAGUCAGGGUGGAGCUCCCUUUAUUGGGGUAAUCAUCAGUCCAUGUCACAACUAUCAAAUCGCUCUGUCUAAAGUGUGUUGUUUAACAAUCAGCGAGGAGUGGUUCCCAGAACUCAAAUGCAGGCGCCCAUACCAGUUUGACUUUGUGGUUUGUCAUAGCCACUGUGAUAGCAAAGACACACUUAACACCAUCUCCAACUUGGUCACAAAGUUUGCCGUUUAUCAAUACCGGUCAGAGAUGCUAUAUUUGUGGUCCAGGCAUUAUGAUAUUCUUUUCGUGGACAAGAUGUUAAAGUCAAUCAAGACAUACCUUUCUCCAAGCCAGCAGGAGGAAUUGAUCGAUGCUAUACGAGACCUUAUAACUGCCGAGUUUACUUUAAAAAGUAUCCCUACAGCAGAGGAUGAAGAAGAUGACUAAAAAGACGUAGUGAGAAUGAGUUCGGUGUGAUGAGGAUAUUAGCAGCUACGGCAACAUAUCCAACAAGUGAGAUAUUUUCGUGUGCAUUGCUCUGUUUACAGGUCUAAAACUUUGCUCUUGACACUUCAUUACACAUGGCCUUCAUCAGGGUUCUGGAGAUUCGCAGUUAAAUCGGACUUACAUCUGUAUACAUAAGCCAGUACCUGUCCUUAUCCCCGCUAGUAAGGACAGGUGACCAGUCUAAUUGCAAAAUGAGUUGAUGAGAACCUAUGGUCAAUAGAGGGGGCUAUUGAUGCCCAUGCUAACUGAACAAACAAAAUGAACAUCACCCUACAGUUGGAGGCCAAUGUACAACAAAACAGCUGAUUGCAGCGGUGUGUUCAAACUUUCCUGAAGGCAUUAUUCCUUUGUUAGGGCAUACUGUAUGGUAAGGGGAUGAAAAGCAUUGGAUAGUGAGCCGAUUUACAUACAAUGCCAGUUAAAAGGGGCCCCACUGGGUAAGGCAGCUCUUGUAAGUUGUAUUAGUUUGGGUCCUCAACAAUUAUUUAAAAAAACAAUUGCGGUUUAUCAGCAAAUGAUGUGCACUUUGGGGCAAUUAAUCUUGCAAUCUGGGUUUUUAAAAUUAUGUUUGUUGCUCCAAAACAAUAGGAAUGAGGACGGAAGGGCCACAGGGCUUAUAGCUCAAAAGUGGUUCUGAAAAGAACCGUUGGUUUCAACUUGACGUUUUGAUCAUUAUGCUCUGAUGGUCUUCUUGAGGACAAAGCUUUUAUUAUUUAAUUGAAAAACCCAAGACCUACAUGUUUGUCUGGCUCUCUGGCCGCGGUCCAGUGUCAAUUUCGAGCCCCGUCUAUGGUUGGAGUUGGGCUGCCCUAUUGGCUGCCUGGUGUGCUUGUAGACAAGCACACACACAUGACAAAAUCCCAUCGCAUGUCAUUCUUCUGUAAAAGUUGUCUUUAGAAGUGUAAUUUGUACAUAGGCGUUCGGUUAUUUUUAUUUUUGUAAGAUAUGUCAAUAAAAGUCUGUAAAUAUCUUCAUUUUAUGAGAAUAAAUAUUGUCGGAUUAAAUAGUCUAA
Molecule: messenger RNA, 4469 nt
Organism: Asterias rubens (European starfish)
Lineage: Eukaryota; Metazoa; Echinodermata; Asteroidea; Forcipulatida; Asteriidae
Product: histone H2A deubiquitinase MYSM1-like
Exons: 21
Coding region: 209-3397 (1062 amino acids)
Biological process (GO): double-strand break repair
Cellular component (GO): BRISC complex; BRCA1-A complex
Molecular function (GO): metallopeptidase activity; polyubiquitin modification-dependent protein binding
Source: RefSeq, a predicted model, not a curated record